AUGAAUCCGUCGGUGUCGUCAGUUCCGUAAAGCGUUCCUCUUGGCAUAAUUAAGGAACAGGAUAGAGGAUUAUUUGUGUAGAGACAGAAGAAAAACCUUGUUAGACUUUAAAUUGACAUGACACACAGAUAUUUGUAGAUAACAGCGCUGCGUUGUUUGCCACUUGUGUUUUUUUUUUUCCUGGUACGGACAAAAAGAGCAAACCAGUCUCCAGCCGCGCGUGUAUUGGGAUGCACUGCCGCUAGCUUGAUAUUAGCUCUCUCGCUAGCUUCCAGAUCAGCUCUGUUUUCACGACGGGACCAAAUACACCACACCGUGCACUAUGACAGACAGCAUUAUGAGUAAAGCUGCCACAAUGGAGAUUCCUAUCAACAGUAAUGGCGACACAGGAACACUACCAGAAGACGACAGCCUUGAACAGGCUGCAAAACUGCAGUGGAGCUUAGAUGAGAAGGUAGGGAGCUCCAGAGGCACCAGGGACUUACAGCAGGUGAUGGUAUCAGGUCCAAAUCUCAACGAGACUAGCAUUGUGUCUGGGGGUUAUGGAGGAGCUGCAGAGGGUAUCAUCCCCACCAGCUCAAUCAAAGGCCCCGCAGUGCGCUACAAUGCUGAGUUUAACAAAAGGAUCCCAGUUCAAGGAUUAGGUUCCAACAUGCACCACAGCAGCAGCAGCUCGUCAAUGAUGGCUGAAGAAGCGACCCGCGGUGUGGCUGUAGAAAAGCUAGAAACAGUGAAGAAGUGGGGUCUUAACACUUACAAGUGCACAAAACAAAUGAUCUCGGAGCGUUUCGGCCGUGGUUCCCGGACUGUGGACCUGGAGCUGGAGGCCCAGAUUGAGGUGCUGAGAGACACUAAAAGGAAAUAUGAGAAUGUGCUGCGAUUGGCCAGAGCGCUCACCAACCACUUCUACAACAUGGUGCAGACGCAGCACGCGCUGGGAGACACCUUCGCUGACCUCAGCCAGAAAUCUCCAGAGCUUAGGGAUGAAUUUGGCUACAAUGCAGAGACUCAGAAGUUGUUGUGUAAGAAUGGAGAGACUCUUCUUGGUGCCAUUAACUUCUUUGUGUCGAGCAUCAACACAUUGGUCAACAAGACCAUGGAGGACACCCUGAUGACCAUCAAGAUGUAUGAAAAUGCCAGGCUGGAGUUUGAUGCCUACCGGUCAGAUCUGGAGGAGCUCAGUUUGGGCCCGAGGGACGCUGUGGCCAUGGCCCGCAUAGAUGCUGCUCAGCAACAGUACCAGGUCCAGAAGGACAAGUAUGAACGCCUCCGCUCAGAUGUCAUCAUUAAACUCAAGUUCCUGGAGGAGAAUAAGGUGAAGGUGAUGCACAAGCAGCUCCUUCUCUUCCAUAACGCCAUCUCAGCGUACUUUGCUGGCAACCAGGAGCAGCUGGAGCAGACGCUGAAGCAGUUCAACAUAAAGUUGAGGCCUCCAGGGGCCGACAAGCCCUCCUGGUUAGAGGAGCAGUGAGCAGCCUUUCUUCUUGACCACCUCCACCUGUUACCUGUUGAAACCCCCUUACUUACAGAGGGAAACACAUGCAGAUAAAUGAAAGGAUGACGAUGAGCAUGUGGCUAGAUGAUUGGACAGAUGAAGGAGGAUUGGACUGAUGAAAUGCAGGGUAUUACUGACGAGUGGGCUAAAUGCAGCUGGAAACCAAGUGGCCAGAUUCAUGAACAGUCUGGGGGCUUUUAGUGCCUCUCCCCAAACUUCCUAUUUGUCACUCUGAACCUCUUCGAGCUUUGAACCCAGAGAAACCAUUCAUCUCUACCUUCCCUCCCUCCUAAUUAACUCCACCCCCCCUCCCUUCUAUCUCAACACUAUUUUGCCGUGUGAGCUUGUUUCAGUCACGUUCACAGUCAUUACUGUACUCCAUGAGUGUUCACAGUGCUCUGAGUUAAACCUCAACCAAACAUGUUCUUGUGACCACAGAUGGAGAAGAGAAAGGAAAACUGGCGACACAGUUAAAACCUGCUCAGAUGUACCAAAACACUACUUCCAAAACUCCUCCAGACAUUAUCACUCUUCCAGUGUGCCUCCUCAUGUAAGAGCUAGUUUACUUAGAUUGCAGCCUGCAGGAAGAAAAGUACGAUCAGACAAACAUUUCAAACCAUUAGUGAAGGGCAUUUGUGCGGUACACUGGAAUGGAAUGUCUAGACAUUACCAAUCAAUGUACAUUUCAAAUUAAGUAAUGUGUCACUUUGAAAUAACUGUUAUAUUUUUGUGUUUAAUUAUGAGAAUAUUAUUUUAUUCUGUUCUUAAUUUGACUAUCAUCUCUGAAAGUUUAUGCUUAUUUUAGUUCUAGUCAGAUGUUUGUCUUGUGCUUAAGAGUGGAGUGCAGUUUACUGUUUAGGCAACAUGUGCUUGUGUUUUACACUCCAGGUACCGCAGUGCUUAGUCUGUAGUCAUCAGAAAUGCUACAGAUUUGAAAUCGUAGCCGGAAAAAUCUGACUCUUUAUGCAAUGAUCAUAUAAGGAACACUGCCACAGCUUCACAAACUAACACAGGUUUGGGUCUUCAGUUAUUUUUUUAAGCUAAUUUAGCCCCCAAAAUGGAAAAAAAAAGCUGUUUAUAGGAAGCUUAACCCAUGCUACAAGUUCAUUGAUGAUCUGGGUUUCACUGUGAACUGAGGAGACGGUUAUCUACUGAAGAUAGGUAGGUCUGUUAAGAUCCAACAAACUUGAAUGGAUUGGAAUCAAUUAAUUAAUUAAUUAAUUGUUGCGUGAUGACAUUGACAUGUGUUUUUGUCUUUUUUCAUUUGUUUAUCUUUUAGAGUUAAUAAGGAACAUUUCAUUGACAUCCAGGUUCAAAUCUUUCAGUCCUCUUAAAAUAAUAUGCUUGUCUAAGAUGAUCUUUCUUCACACUGAAGAUUAUAUAGUAGUUGUCUAAUAUUACUAAUCCUAAUAAUUCAACAUCAAAUCUUGUAAAUGAGUAGUUUGGGAAUGGGAUAAGACUAAUAAUACAUGAUUGUUUAGAUCUUGUGAAAUGUCAUCUUAAGAUACUGGUAGAACACAAUCAUCAACACUUGACAAUAAGGGGACGGUUUUACCACAGAAUAUCUCCAUGGUACUACCUACGUAAUGUUCAAUGUAAUCAUCACUGUUUUUCUAUGUUUCUGUUUGUUAACUGGGUGGAGUAAACAUAUUGUACACUGCAAUGUAUGAUUGUUUUUGUUUUUUUACAAAUGACUCAAUUUGAGUAUGACAUAACUGAGUUCAGCAGAAGACACACUUAGGUGAAAACAUGCCUCAGGAUAACUGUAUCUUUAAUGGAUAUCUUUCCAAAAAUGAUUUUAAAUGAACUGAUUAAAGAGUGUUAGCGUUUACUAGUGUUGAACAUAUGAAGAUAAUCCAGGUCAUUGAAUGUUCAAUCAUGCUGAAUUGGACUCAUGAGAGCAUCUGGAAACAGAACGGAGAGCUCUAUCAGUUCAUGAGUUAGUCCUCCUGCUUAUUGUCUCCUCUGUAUUUGCAUGGUAGGCAGCGUUCCAAAGUACAUGUGCAGAUAUGUGUGAAUGCACUGUCGCUCUACUCUUGGCCUUCUGCGUCCUGGUUCGUACAUGAUGCUUAAAAGUUUCUUGAUUUCAAUUUUAAGACUGGCUGACAAACUAUAAAAGACAGUGAAAUGAAAAUGGAUCUCAGAAAAUUAUUGUAAUUUUUUGAUUCGUUUGACUUGUGUUUAUUGGACUUGUAUGUACCAGUGUGUAAAAUGAGUGUAUUUCAAUUCCAGCUGAGAAAGUCACUCAGUCACUUGGCUUUACAUAGAGCUAAAAUGAUUUGCCAGUUUUUGGUCCUUUUGACCACCACACAGCAAUAUAAAAAGAAAAAUGUGACUCCUCUUUUCCAAACCUGCUCCUUUGAAAUUUACCAAAAUGUAUGGCAAUAGGAAUUUUUUUCUUGUUCUGUAGAUGUGAAACCUCCAGUUAAUUGAAAAAAAGAACAUUUACUUGUGGCAUUUAAAGCCACUCUUACUAGUCUAGCCUUUACGUUGUUGCCUAGAGAGAACCAAGAUUUAUAAAAUGAGAUAUAUUGUUUGUGUACAAUCAAUGUUUUCUAGGCUGAGCUGAUGUAUCGUACUCAAUGAAUGACUGCACAUAAUUAUAUUUAAGAUGAUAAAUGAAGUCUUGUCAUGGAUUGAUGUGAUUCUCUGCCUUCAUUCCUCACUCAGACCUGAAAAGUCCCACCUUAACACCCCCCCCCCCCCAGGGAACAAAA
Labrus bergylta (ballan wrasse) is the source of this 4212-nucleotide messenger RNA. It is a transcript of the gene arfip2b, whose product is annotated as ADP-ribosylation factor interacting protein 2b. Gene Ontology annotation, molecular function: protein domain specific binding; phospholipid binding. Gene Ontology annotation, biological process: intracellular protein transport; regulation of Arp2/3 complex-mediated actin nucleation. NCBI's taxonomy places the organism in Eukaryota, Metazoa, Chordata, Actinopteri, Labriformes, Labridae. The record is from RefSeq and is a predicted model, not a curated record. Gene Ontology annotation, cellular component: trans-Golgi network membrane.